AUGAUGUUCUGUGUCUCUGAAACUGUCACUGGAGAUAUUCGUGACCUGGGAAAUAGAAAGGAUUCUCAAGUCCGAAAGGGACCCAUGUGUCUGAACAAAAUCAAGAAGAGGCUGAAGGAGAAGUAUUACCACCGAGUGGGGGAGUUCAUCACGGAUAUACGCCUCAUCUUUCAGAACCACAGAGCAUCCUUCAAGAGACUUCCUGCUCAGGGCCGGCAGCCACCCGGGACGCAGGCCCGAGAGUCAGGGGGCUCCUUAGGCCCUGAAGGAUCCGCGUGGACCAUGGCAAGUGGGAGCGGUGAGCUCAGCGCCAGGUUGUCCAUUGAAGACUACAACAUAGAAGAGAGACUUCUCGUUGAGACUUUACUCAGUCACUACAAAAAACACAAGGUGGAGAUUUCAAGUGCUAUAAAUAAGACGUUUCCUUUCCUCCACAUUCUCCGGGACCGUGGCUUCAUCACCAAUCAAUUGUUUACAGAUUCUGAAGAAUCUUGUAGGAACUUGGUUCCUGUCCCAAAAGUGGUGUACAAUGUUCUCCAUAAACUGGAAGACAAAUUUGACCUGUCACUGAUGGACGCAUUGUUCAAUAGCGUCAACGCAAAGGAGUACCCUGACUUACUUCGCAUUUACGGUAGCUUCAAACGUGUGAUCAAAGAGAAAUUUAAUCUUCAACUUAGUGAGGAAGAAGACUGUGGAGUCUCAGAGAUUCUCUAUGAAACAGGACAGAAGAACGCAAAGAGAAAAGAUUCAUCCAGUGAUGAAAAUGAUGCACCGGGAAGCCAACAAACCAAUGAAGCCAGUGCCCACGAAUGUGAACCUGCAGGGGAAGAGCUACUCACACAUGGAACCAAAGUCAAUUCAUGUACUGUGCUCCUGGUGGAUAUAAAGAAGGAAAAGCCAUGUCAUUGUGCAGGAUCCCAAGCAACAGCUAAGUGUAAGCAGGCAUCCGACAUAAUAGUGAUCAGUAGUGAUGACUCUGAAGACUCCACUGAGGAAGGAGAGCCCCCAGAAACCUCCACCUCAACACCAAGAAGCCAGCCGGGUAAGAAAGUUUACCAAGCAUAA
Molecule: messenger RNA, 1065 nt
Organism: Chrysochloris asiatica (Cape golden mole)
Lineage: Eukaryota; Metazoa; Chordata; Mammalia; Afrosoricida; Chrysochloridae
Gene: SP100
Product: SP100 nuclear antigen
Exons: 10
Coding region: 1-1065 (354 amino acids)
Biological process (GO): regulation of transcription by RNA polymerase II
Cellular component (GO): nucleus
Molecular function (GO): protein binding; DNA-binding transcription factor activity, RNA polymerase II-specific
Source: RefSeq, a predicted model, not a curated record